Molecule: messenger RNA, 3540 nt
Organism: Ustilaginoidea virens
Lineage: Eukaryota; Fungi; Ascomycota; Sordariomycetes; Hypocreales; Clavicipitaceae
Exons: 3
Coding region: 1-3540 (1179 amino acids)
Biological process (GO): maturation of SSU-rRNA from tricistronic rRNA transcript (SSU-rRNA, 5.8S rRNA, LSU-rRNA); ribosome biogenesis; endonucleolytic cleavage of tricistronic rRNA transcript (SSU-rRNA, 5.8S rRNA, LSU-rRNA)
Cellular component (GO): nucleus; 90S preribosome
Molecular function (GO): GTPase activity; U3 snoRNA binding; GTP binding
Source: RefSeq, a predicted model, not a curated record
AUGGAGCAGCAGGUACAUAAGCCGCAUCGGAAAUCCAAAGAAAGGAAGCAGCAUACAGGAGAUCACAAUCCCAAGGCCUUUGCCUUCUCCAAGCCAGGAAAACUGCAAAAAGCCGCCGCAAGGUCCCAGGAUAUCAAAGAACGCCGCUUCCAUGUGCCGCUCGUUGACCGGCUUCCCGAUGAAGCUCCUCCACGUCUCGUCGCCAUCGUCGGCCCCCCCGGCGUCGGCAAGACCACCUUGCUGAAAUCGCUGAUUCGCCGCUACGCAAAGGAGACCGUUUCCGACCCGCAGGGACCCGUCACCGUCGUCACGUCCAAGAAGCAAAGGCUGACCUUUCUCGAAUGCCCCAAUGAGCUCGAGGCCAUGGUCGACGUGGCCAAGGUGGCCGACAUCGUCCUGCUCAUGAUUGACGGCAACUUUGGCUUCGAGAUGGAAACCAUGGAGUUCCUCAACAUCCUGGCUGCCACCGGCAUGCCCGGCAACGUCUUCGGCAUCCUGACCCAUCUGGACCUGUUUCGAAAACCGCAGGCCCUCAAGGAUGCCAAGAAGCGCUUGAAGCGAAGGCUUUGGACCGAGCUGUACCAAGGCGCCCACCUGUUCUAUCUCUCCGGAGUCAUGAACGGCCGCUACCCCGACCGCGAAAUCCACAACCUCUCGAGAUUCUUGUCCGUCAUGAAGAACCCCCGCCCGCUGGUCUGGCGAAAUAGCCACCCCUACACCGUCAUCGACAGCUUCCGCGACAUCACGCAUCCCUCCAAGAUUGAGCAAGACGCCAAGUGCGAUCGAUCAAUCGUUCUCUCGGGCUAUCUCCGGGGGACCAAUUUCGCCGUGCAGGGACAACGCGUCCACGUUGCCGGCCUCGGCGACUUCACCGUCUCGAGCAUGGAAGUGCUCCCCGACCCCUGUCCCACACCAUCCACGGAGCAAGCGCUGGCCAAAAUCACCGGCAAAACCGGUCGGCGACGGCUGGACGAGAAGGAGAAGAGACUUCAUGCGCCCAUGUCUGACCGCAGCGGUCUCAAGAUUGACGGCGACGCUAUAUGGAUCACGCGAGAGAGAGGCUUCACCUUGAACCCGGAUGCCGAUGGCGCGGAGCGAGGCGAGGGCGAGGAAAUGAUUGUUGGGCUGCAAGCCGAACGGCGGCUGCUGGGCCAAAUGGAGGAUGGCGUGCAACUGUUUUCCGGCGGCCAGAAGCUGACCGACAUCGCCCAGGAAGGGGUCGACACGGGGAGAAAGACGCAACGACGCGGCCGAGUCGCCGAAGAAGAAGAGGAAGACGACGGCGGCGCCGACGACCAAGAUUCAGAGGAAGAAGACGAGGGCUUCGUCAGUGGAAGCGCCGACGACGACGAUGCGGAAGCUCGCGUCGAAUUCAACGAGGGCAAAAUGGGCAAAAUGUUCCGCAAGGAUGCCGGCAGAUCGGCCGGAGAGGAAGACGUUGUCUUUGCCGACAGCGAUUCCGACCUGGGCUCACUAUCUGGUCAAGAGGAAGACGAGAACAGCGACGACAACGCCUGGGACCUGAACUCUGACGAAGAGGAGGCCGCCCUGCGGUGGAAAGACGACUUGGCAGGACGGGCUCGCAAGCUGCACGGCCGACGCAGGGUAUUUCACACUGGAGACUUGGCAAAGUACAUGUACGACGAGAACAUGACGCCAGCGGAAGCCCUGAAACGAUGGAAAGGCGAAGACGACGGCGGCUCUGGAGAGGAGGACAUGGAAGAAGUAGACGGCGACGGCGACGAUGACGACGGCGGCUUCUUCAAGAAAAAGCUGCCGGAACAGGAGGAGGACUCGGCGGAAGAUCGCACGAUUCCCCUCUACGACUACGAGGAUCUGGCUGCCAAGUGGGCGGAACGUGAGCAUGUCGAGGCCCUGCGGAAAAGAUUCACCAGCAGUGGUCAAGCCGGCAACGACGAUGACGACGGCGACGGCGACGGCGACGGCGACGGCGAUUUCGAGGGUUUCGGGGACGACGACGACGACGCCAACGACGAGGGCGACGGCGUCUUCGAGGACCUGGAGGCCGGGCCUGCCGACCAACAACCCGCCCCAGAAACGGCCGAGGACAUUGCGGCCGAGCGCGAAAAGAACGCCCGGCGGAAGCAAGAGCUCAAGCAGCGGUUCGAGGAGGAAGACCGCGACGGGUUCCUCAACGACAAGGCCAACGCGCGGCGGCAGGACGGCGACGGGGAAGACUACGGCGAGGACGAGUGGUACGACGCGCAAAAGGCCACGCUGCAGAAGCAGCUCGACAUCAACGAGCACGAGCUGGGCCGGCUGGAGGAGCGGCAGCGCGCGGCGGUCGCGGGCCACCGGGCCGGGCGGUACGCCAAGCUGGUGCUCGAGGGCGUGCCGGCCGAGUUCGUGGCGCGCUUCAGCGCCCGGCGGCCGCUCGUGGUCGGGGGGCUCACGCCGACCGAGGACCGCUGGGGCUUCGUGCAGGCGCGCGUCAAGCGCCACCGCUGGCACCGGGCCGUGCUCAAGACCAACGACCCGCUCAUCGUGUCGCUCGGCUGGCGCCGCUUCCAGACCAUGCCCAUCUACAGCACCACCGACUCGCGCGUGCGCAACCGCAUGCUCAAGUACACGCCCGAGCACGCGCACUGCUUCGCCACCAUGUACGCACCCCUCGUCGCCCCCAACACCGGCCUCGUCUGCUUCAACUCCUUCUCCCCCAACGCCGCCGCCGCCGCCGCCGCCGCCGCACCCGCCGCCGCCGGCUUCCGCGUCGCCGCCACCGGCACCGUCCUCGGCGUCGACGAGUCCGCCGACAUUGUCAAGAAGCUCAAGCUCACCGGCACGCCCUACCGCGUCUUCAAGAACACCGCCUUCGUCAAGGACAUGUUCAGCUCCGCCCUCGAGGUGGCCAAGUUCGAGGGCGCCUCGGUCAAGACCGUCUCCGGCAUCCGCGGCCAGAUCAAGCGCGCCCUCGCCAAGCCCGACGGCGGCCGCUUCCGCGCCACCUUUGAGGACAAGAUCCUCCUCAGCGACAUCGUCUUCCUGCGCGCCUGGUACCCCGUCCGCCCGCACCGCUUCUACAACCCGGCCACCAACCUCGUCGGCUGGCAGCCCAUGCGCCUCACCGGCCAGGUCCGCCGCGACCAGAACCUGCCCACCCCGCAAGCCAGGAACAGCCAGUACCGCAAGGUGGACCGCGAGACCCGCCACUUCAACCCGCUGCGCGUGCCGCGCGCCCUCGCCGCCGACCUGCCCUACAAGUCCCAGAUUGUCGCCACCAAGAAGCAGAAGCGCGCCACCUACCUGCAGAAGCGCGCCGUCGUCCUGCCCGCCGGCUCGGAGGAGAAGAAGGCCCGGGCCCUGAUGCAGCAGCUGCUCACCAUUCGCAACGACGCCGCCGCCAGGCGCCGCGCCAAAAAGGCCGAGAACCGCGCCGCCUUCCAGAAGAAGCUGGCCGAAAGCGAAGACAAGAAGGAGGCCAGAGAGAAGAGAGAGACCAAGGAGUUUUGGCGCAAGAAUGGCAGGAAAAGGAGCGCUGGAGAAGAUGGCGGCGGCGGCGGAGGCAAGAGGAGGAAGUGA